Molecule: messenger RNA, 384 nt
Organism: Amphimedon queenslandica
Lineage: Eukaryota; Metazoa; Porifera; Demospongiae; Haplosclerida; Niphatidae
Product: thymidylate kinase-like
Exons: 3
Coding region: 1-384 (127 amino acids)
Biological process (GO): dTTP biosynthetic process; dTDP biosynthetic process; dUDP biosynthetic process
Cellular component (GO): mitochondrion; cytoplasm; cytosol
Molecular function (GO): nucleoside diphosphate kinase activity; dTMP kinase activity; ATP binding
Source: RefSeq, a predicted model, not a curated record
AUGCGUCGAGAUUUGAAGUCAGGUACGACACUAGUUAUUGACAGAUAUGCUCAUUCAGGUGUCGCUUUUACAGCUGCUAAAAAGGUAGCAUCAGUUGAUUGGUGUAAAGGUCCUGAUAGAGGUCUGCCCUGUCCUGAUGUUAUAUUCUACUUUCAUCUCUCAUCAGAGGAGGCACUCAAGAGAUCAGGAUAUGGAGAAGAGAGAUACGAGAAGAAGUCAUUCCAAGAGGAGGUUGCUAGAGUCUAUGAGAAACUAAGAGACGGUAGUUGGUUUGAUGUAGAUGCUUCUAAUUCAAUUGAUGAAAUACAUAAACAACUCUGGGACAAAACAUCAAGUCUCCUUAGUACUAUCAAUAACAAAGAAAUAGGAAAACUCUGGACGUAA